AACACACACACGAAGGGGAAAAACAACCGCUUGCAAAAAUAGAGAGAAUCCAGCAGCAGAUUAAACUUGGGGAAGUAAGAAUUUUGGUAGAAAAGUAAUCAAUCUUCUUCAUUGAAUUCGUGACUACAACCCUUUGAUUUUUAGAAGAAAUUCGUAAUCGGAGUCAACGAUCAGAGUAUGUGGGGUAGGGUUGAAGUUGAAUUGUACCCUCGCAAGAUUUUCCGAUUUUUGUCUUCCCUUUUCCUCUCUGGAAUUCGAUCUAUGCCGCAAAUUUUCCAGCAAAAUUUCUAUCUCCCAAUUGCAUUUCCGUAUCCGAAGAGGCACAAACGGCGGAGUUGGGAAUUUGAUAUAGUGAGAAGACUCGGUUAGCGGAUUUGGGAGUCGGAUCUUUUCAACAUUUUCAGUUUGAACCCUAAUUUUGUAGUUGAAGCUGGAAGGUAAUGAACGGGUCUGUUUCAACCAGUUGUGCUACCUCUUCAAGUUGCAGCUUCAUUGGAUUGUCGGGUAGGAACUCAAGGGUAUUUUCAUAGUAGGAGGGGUUUGAGUUAGAUCCGGAGUGUGAAAUUAUAGUUUACUGGUGCUCAACUCCAUAUGCUUUAUUUUUAGUUCUUUGCGUUGGAAGAUGUCGUGGGUGAAGGGUAAAUCUCCUGGUUGGGCAGCUUUUAACCUUAAGCAGCAGAAUAAUGGCCUUCAAGAUGAGGUUGACCGGGAUCCCUUCCCACCAGUGUCAACCACCCUUUCCUCUCUGCCACCUUGUGAAAACUCGCACCAUGUUAAUGGUCGUUCAGGGAGAUCUUUCUCAUUUGCUCCCCAUCCUUCUGCCAAUUCUCUGACUUCACCAGAAAAAUUUGAUGCAAAAAAGACAACUCUAGAAAAUAUUGGUGCAAAGAAGACAAUACUUGAUGUUUCUAACCUUCAAAAUGGCAAGAAGGUGGUUGAAGAAACCGCUGAUGUUUUAUCCUUUUGGAAGCUUAAAGAGCUUCAUUCCUGGGCCGAUAUUAGCUUGAUUAUGGAUGUAAUGGAAGCUGUAAAUAAUAACUUCGAUGAGGCAUCUACUUUAUUAAAAACAAUGGUCGCUAGUGACAAUUUUGAGAUCAAUAAUGAGAUGAGCACCUUAGGACUGCCUUACUCUAACGAUCUAUCGUGGGUGACGGGUAAUUAUCCUGGCUGGGAAGAGUUUAACCUUAAGCAACAUAAUAGAGGCCUUCAAGAUGAAACUGACCUGGAACCACUCCCACCAAUGUUAACCGGCCAUUCCUCUCUGCCACCCUGUGAAAGCUUGCAUAGAGUUUAUGGGUGUUCAGGGAAAUCUUUCUCAUCUGUACCCCGUGCUUCUGCCGAUUCUCUAACUUCUCCAGAAAAUUAUGGUGCAAAGAAGACAAUACCUGAUGAUUCUAGCAUUCAAAGUGGCAAGAAGGUGGUUGAAGAAAGUGCUGAUGGGUUAGCCUUUUGGAAGCUUAAAGAGCUUCAUUCUUGGGCUGAUUUUAGCUUGAUUGUGGAUAUAAUGGAAGCUGUUAAUAAUAACUUCAAUGAGGCAUCUACUUUAUUAAAAACAAUGGUUUCGAGUGACAAUUUUGAUAUCAAUGAUGAGAUGAGCACUUUAGUAUUGGAUUCCGCUAAUGAUUUAUUGUGCAAUGGGAAGAAUGAUGUAAGUACAUCAUUAGAAAGAACAGCUAAUAUUCCUAUCCCUAGCUCCACACUAAAGGAUGUGCAAGGCGUGCAUCAAAAUAAUAAUGCAUGUGAAGAAAAUUAUACCAAAUUGUUUGAAAAUAAUUAUUUUGAAAGAAAUUUCUUUCAUAAUGCCGGAUAUCCAAAAAUAGGUCUUGGUUUGUCAAAGUCUGUUCCUAUUGAGCCCGAGUGGGAAGAAGAUGAUAUUUACCUGAGCCAUCGGAAAGAUGCUAUAGCAAUGAUGAGGUCUGCAUCUCAACAUUCAAGGGCAGCCACUAAUGCCUAUCUUAGGAAAGAUCAUGCUUCUGCCAAGUAUCAUUCAUCAAGAGCUCAAGAACAAUGGCUAGCUGCAAAAAUGUUAAAUGAUAAGGCAGCUAAUGAAAUUUUACAAACAAGGAAUAGUAAAAAUGGGCUCUGGAAGUUGGAUUUACAUGGGCUUCACGCCGCAGAGGCUGUUCAAGCCUUGCAAGAACACUUACUGAAAAUUGAAACUCGGAAUGCCUCCAAUCGGUCGUUGUCACCAAAGAAAUCUGAGAGGAAAGGAUUCCAAUGUGCUUCAUCCCUCGAGUAUCUUAGUUGUAUGGACUCAAAGGUGGACAAAGAAUCACCAUCAUCUAGACAUAGGCCCACAUCACUGGAAGUCAUAACAGGUAUAGGUAAACAUAGUAGGGGGGAAGCUACUCUACCAAAGGCUGUGACAAGUUUUCUUAGUGAAAAUGGGUACCGUUUCGAACAGUUAAGGCCUGGGACGAUCAGCAUUAGACCAAAGUUUCGAAGGUAAAUGGCUAAAGCACAAGCAAGCACCCAUUAUUAUUUGUUAGUAUUGGCUUCAGGAGAAUAUAAUGUAAGUUAUUUAGUUAGAACUUAGAUUAGAGUAGUUGAAGAUUGCCCAAGUGAAAUUGAAACGUGUAAAAUGACUGAAAACAUUAUCUAGGAAUUUGUCUAUUCGAUGAAAUCUUGAACCUUAGAAGGCUGUACAGGAGGGGGAAGGAUUAAGCAUGAUGGAUUGAUUGAUUGUUUACAAACAUUGCUGUAUUGUUAUGAUGUUCUCUUUCUUUGAAAAGAUAGAAUUGAGAAAGAGGUUAUAACUUUA
Benincasa hispida (wax gourd) is the source of this 2761-nucleotide messenger RNA. RefSeq names its product smr (Small MutS Related) domain-containing protein. Lineage: Eukaryota; Viridiplantae; Streptophyta; Magnoliopsida; Cucurbitales; Cucurbitaceae. The record is from RefSeq and is a predicted model, not a curated record.